CUCCACAAGGACCAUACUUCUUCCUGGCAGGCGCAGCUCAUGCUACCGCAGGACAGACGCAGAAGAAUCUACUGAGGCAGGACAAUCUGACUCAUGGCUUUACUAGCUAUUCGCAAAGUUGACAUCAAUAUAUGCUUGCAUCAAGACUCUCUAAUUCGUUCAGGAUCCCGCUUUGUCAUCUCAUCCUACCUGCAGUGGGUCCCUCGGCUUCCGUUUCUGCUCACAACAGGUCCUUCAAUACCUUCACCCCCCUUUCACUAGCCUCAAGGAUGCCACCCAAGCGCAACGCCCGUCAAACCCCUCCUCCCUCCGAACUCAACAGCUCGGCAUCAAACCCCUGUUCUUCCACCAGCGCUGCCCCUGUCGCACCCUCCCUCUCCUCCCUCUCUCCCAAAGCAUGUCUCACCUGCGGAAGGAUGAUCACCCCUCGAGCCAAAUGGGCAAAGAAUUGGUCAGAGAUCAAGACAUGCUCCGAUGCCUGCAAGGCAUUCAAGGUUGGGAGUAGAGGAAAUAUCGCGUCCGUGCCACGCGAGGAGAUAGAGCGGCGUGCAGAGGAGGAGGGGAAGUCGAAGUCGAUGGAGGGAUCGGUCAAGGAGACGCUCAGGGCACUGGCUGGCAAGGAUGGCGAGGGGCUAGCGCAAAUCGAUGUAGAUGCCUGGAUCGAACUCGCCCUCUUGCGAUGUGCAGCUCCACCAUCGGCAUCCUCCACCCUACCCACGACCGACGAUGUAGACGCUGCAUUGGAGCGGGUGGCUCGCUCUUGCGGAGAUACUCCCUUGCAAAGAAAGACGGAAAAUGCUGGUUCUGAGGUUGAAUCGUCGAAUGAAGUCCCUCCUCGCACAUUGCUCGCAACACUCCAGUCCGGGCCUGGGCUGCGCGAGCGAGUACGGCGAGCUGCACGGCGGCUCUUCAUACUGCCAGUAGAGCAUUGGGCAUGUAGAGACGUCGUGGAGCAUAAGGCCGUUGAAGCUCGGACAUCACUCCCUCUCGACGGCAUGGAAAGAGGGCUAGAUCUAGUACAAGGUGGAAAGGUGCUCAAGGGCCUGGAAGGAGUAAGCUUCGCGAAAGGUCCCAUCGGUCUUGAGAGGAGACAGAGGUAGCGACCACCCGAGCCACAACCAUGAGAUGAGUUUCAUCUGUAUCAUAUGCCCAGCAUCAGUCACUGUACCUGUACAAUACAACUCUUUCGUCG
This is a messenger RNA of Microstroma glucosiphilum, 1192 nucleotides long. RefSeq lists its product as hypothetical. Bases 270 to 1100 code for a protein of 276 amino acids. The record is from RefSeq and is a predicted model, not a curated record. NCBI's taxonomy places the organism in Eukaryota, Fungi, Basidiomycota, Exobasidiomycetes, Microstromatales, Microstromataceae. The transcript has a single exon.